Messenger RNA from Psammomys obesus (fat sand rat), 4854 nucleotides. It is a transcript of the gene Spag4, whose product is annotated as sperm associated antigen 4. Gene Ontology annotation, cellular component: meiotic nuclear membrane microtubule tethering complex; nuclear envelope. Bases 1257 to 2603 code for a protein of 448 amino acids. Lineage: Eukaryota; Metazoa; Chordata; Mammalia; Rodentia; Muridae. The transcript is spliced from 12 exons. Gene Ontology annotation, molecular function: protein-membrane adaptor activity. Gene Ontology annotation, biological process: nuclear envelope organization. The record is from RefSeq and is a predicted model, not a curated record.
UUUAGUCUGACACAGGGAAGUUUAUUUUAGGCAUAUUUUUUGUUGUUGGUUUUUCAAGGCAGGGUUUGUUUCUCUGUGUGUAGCUCCGGCUGUCCUGGAAUUUGCUCUGUAGAUCUAUUUGGCCUCGAACUAACAGAGGCCUGCUUCUGUCUCCCAAGUGCUGGAUUAAAGGUGUGUGGCACCAUGCCCAGCUGCUCAGCUCCUGUUUAAUACCUAUUGCUUCCUAAAUACUAAAUAUCUAGGUUCUGGAAGAUACAGAAGUCAACAAACCGAACAACAACAAAAAUCCUCAUCCUCCUACUUAAUAUCUGAUAAGCAUAAUGAAAUGCCUGUAAUCCCAGAGCUUGGGAUACUGGGUCAGGAGUAUUAUCCUGAUUCGGGAUGAUCUUGGGGUAUACAUCCCGUACCAGGCCAGCAGAAGAUACAUAGCAAAACUUCGUGUCCAAAAUACAAAAAGGACUGGGGAUAUGGAGCAGUCAAUAAAGGGUUUGCUGUGAAGCCUGAGGACCCAAGCGCAGAUACCCAGCUCUCCGGUCAAGUCUAGGCCAGAGCCCAGGUGGCAGCAAUCCCAACUCCGAAAGGGUGGAGACAGCAGAGUGCCUUUGGACUGGCUGGUCAGCUCUCUAGCCAAACGUGGAAGAGGCUCUCAGGAGGCAAAGCGCAGGGGCUGAGAUGGCCCAGUGGACAAACUGCCUGAGCGGGGGUGCGAUGCCUGUCCUCGAAGCUCUGGGGGAGCACACAGGCGGGAACCACGGGGCCUCGCAGGCCAUAGCUCUGCAGCCUCAAGCUGUUUGUCGCCACUCCUUGGGCAAGCCUCUAAUCUCCCAAAAUAUUUACAUUAUGAUUCAGGGCAGUUGCAAAGCUAGUCACAAAACGGCAACGGUAAGAAUUUUAUGGCUGGGGUCACCACAACAUGGGGAACUGGAUUAAAGAGUGGCAGCGUUAGGAAGGUCGGGAGCCACCGUGGCCUGGCUGAACGUAAGAGAGACCCUAACUCAAGGACAAAGGUGGGGAGCGAGAGAAAGGUCAGGAAGGAAACAGGAGCGUGCUCGGCUCCCGGUGACGUCACGGGUUCUGUGACGCGGCUCCUCUGUGACGGCAACAGCAGCGGGAGGGUCGCAGAAGCUCGGGCUGAGCGGGCCGCGCCGCCCGGGGCUCAGGCAGGGUCCGACCCGGCGGCGCGAGGCAGCUGAGGGAGGGCCUAGGGCUUUGGCUGCGGCGACUUCGGCUUCCCAGGGGGGCAGCCCCAGGUCAGGAUGCGGCGGAGCCCGGCCGCAUCCUCUCACAACCACACACCCAAUUUCUUCAGCGAGAACAGCAAUAGUUCCCACAGCGCGACUUCGGGGGACAGCAAUGGGCUCCGGUCCGCUGGGCCGGAGCUCGGGGAGCCCGAGGGCAGAAGGGCCCGGGGCUCGAGCUGUGGUGAGCCCGCCAUAAGCCCAGGAGUGCCCGGAGGAGACACCUGGGCAGGAAGCUCUCGGCCGAUGCCUGCGCCUCGGAGCCACACUAGGCCGACCGCCUGUGGCGCGGCAACCGUGAGGGGCGGGGCCUCGGAACCGGCUGGAUCUCCUGUAGUCCUGGAGGAACAACUCGGCCUUCUCCCGACCCUGGAUCUGAGGCAGGAGAUGCCUCCCGCGAGGGUGUCCAAGAGCUUCCUGAGCCUCCUCUUUCAGGUGCUGAGCGUGUUGUUAUCCGUGGCAGGAGACGUGCUGGUCUGUGUGUACAGGGAGGUCUGCUCCAUCCGCUUCCUGUUCACUGCUCUGUCGCUCCUGAGCAUCUUUCUGGCAGAGGACGCCCCUUCCCCUCCUUCUCCAGCACUCUGGUGGGGGCUCCUGUACCUGGUCCCUCCUUUGGAGAAUGAACCUAAGGACAUGCUGACUCUAAGCCAGUACCACCAGCGUGUGCAUUCUCAGGGCCAGCAACUGCAGCACCUCCAGGCAGAACUGGACAAACUCCACAAGGAGGUGUCCAGUGUUCGAGCAGUCCACAGUGAGAGAGUGGCCAAGCUCGUGUUCCAGAGGCUGAAUGAGGACUUUGUGCGGAAACCCGACUAUGCACUGAGCUCUGUGGGAGCCUCCAUCGACCUGGAGAAGACAUCCAGUGACUAUGAGGACACCAACACUGCCUACUUCUGGAAUCGCUUGAGCUUCUGGAACUAUGCCCGCCCACCCUCAGUCAUACUGGAGCCAGAUGUGUUCCCUGGAAACUGCUGGGCUUUUGAAGGUGACCAGGGCCAGGUGGUAAUCCGACUGCCAGGCCACGUGCAGCUCAGCGACAUCACCCUGCAGCACCCUCCACCCACCGUGGCACACACUGGAGGAGCCAGCAGCGCACCCCGGGACUUUGCCGUCUUUGGACUCCAGGUUGAUGACAAGACUGAAGUGUUCUUGGGAAAGUUCGUCUUUGAUGUGCAGAAAUCUGAAAUUCAGACUUUCCACUUAGAGAAUGAUCCCCCAUCUGCCUUCCCCAAGGUGAAGAUUCAGAUCCUAAGCAACUGGGGUCAUCCACGUUUCACAUGCUUAUAUCGAGUCCGUGCGCAUGGUGUGCGGACCUCAGAGUGGGCAGAGGACAAUGCCACAGAGGUCACUGGGGGGGCCCAGUAAAAAUGCAGAUGGUUGGAGUAAAUUGAGGUUUGUGCUAACGAAAACUGCAUCAGUGCUGGGAAGUCAUCCUUUGGGGAAAGCUCCCGCUGCCUUGUGGCAUGGCAGUAUGGCAGAAGAUGCCUUUCCACACCUCUCCCCCUUUCCUGGAAAGGCACAGGGACAUACAGUAGCAGCAUCAGGGUCUCCCAUAUGCCAGAGAAGGUUCUGUGGACAUUCUACACUGUAAAUGACACAACUUGAUCCUCAGAGAAGGAAACUGCUCAGGCAAGCCACUCACUUCAGUCACACAACUUGUGGAAAGUAACAUCAGAGUGGCCGUCCUCAAGAGGCCUUCCCUUUCAGCUGGAGAACUACCAGGCAACCGAAGCCAUACUUGUGCCCAAUCCUCCCCCAGUUCCUGGAAAUGACCUCAGUUCCUGCUAGGUAGAGAGAUGGGAAACUCUCUGGCAAACCCUGAAAAGGUAAGAACUGGAAAACGCUAGGAAACAUUUUGAGUCAAAGCUGACUCAGGCUUGGUAGACCCUAUGAAGCUGGUUAUUCCUAGGGCCUAGGGUCACCUGUUCCACCAGAUCUAAGCAUCUUCACUGCAAUGGUAAAAGAACUGGUGGGCGGGAAGUGCCAACAGGCAGUCAAAUAAUUUGAGUUCCUAAGGGUGAAAAAGAGCCUAAGCAUGAGCAGAGAGAUCGCAAGGCCACACGGAGAAAUGCUAUCUCAAAAACAAAACAAAAAAUUCACCAGCUAAGUUUAGAGCUGGUAAGAUGUCUCAGCAGGUAAAAGCUACCAAACCUGACAACUAGAAUUUGAUCCCUGAGAGCCACAUGGUGAAAUGAGAGACAACUUUGCAAAGUUGUCCUCUGACCUCCAUGUGCCAUGGCACUUACAUACAAAAUAACUUAGGUAUAGUAAAAAAAAAAAAAAAAAAAAAAAAUUAAAAGUCAUUAAGAUGACUCAAGCGGGCUAAAGGGGCUUGCCACCAAGUCUUUGGACCUGAGUUCAAUCUCAGGGACACACACAAUAGAUAGCCAAGACCCACAGGAUUGUCUUUUGACCUCCGUGUACCAGGCAGGGUACAUACGCAUACAUAAUAAAUGUAUUGGGAACAAAUUAAAACUAAGGUUAAAGAUAGGACUAAGGGCUUGGGGAUAGUGCUGAUAGCUGUCCAGAAGAAGGUCCAAAGCUUCAAAAUUUCAACAUAAGACGCUUAUAAUUCCGUAAUAAUCAGAACCAAUUCAAAUAGGCAAAAGACUCAUAGACACUUCUUAAAACAUGAAUAACAGGCUAAUGACAUGAUCAACAGCAUAAGUGACUAGAAAAAUGAAAAACAAAACUACCACAAGAUCGUUACAAACCCACCCGUGAGUGGCUAAAUAUGAGACCAAAAGGCCACUCAAGAGGCAGCGGUAGGAGUUCUGUGAGGUUGAGGGCAGAAGAGUCAGUACUAUUCAGAGCAAAGGCUGGUCAUGGUGCACACCUUCAAUCCCAGCACAUGGGAGGCAAAGGCGGUGGAACUCUGAGGUCUAGCCUAGCCUGGUCUACUCUUAUCUCCAAAAAAACCCCAACCAACCAAACAACAAAAAACUAAAACUAAGGCUGGCAGAGCACAAGUUUGCCUAGUCUGUAAGUGGCCAUGGUGUCCUGGGGCUGCAGAGAUGGCUCAGUGGUUAAGAGCCCUGGCUGCUCUUGCAGAGGACCUGGGUUCAAUUCCCAGCACUCACGUGGUAGCUAACAACUGUGUAACUCCAGUUCCGGGAGAUCUAACACCCUCACAUAUAAUGCAAGCAAUAUGCCAAUGCACAAAAAAUAUAAACCAUUAAAAAAAAAAAAGGAAAGUGUUCUGGUUUCAGUUCUCAGGACACAUACAAGGCAGUUUAACCACAGGAAGCAAACUCUCUUGAGAUUCAUCUAAGGCUGGCCUAGAACUCAUUAUGUAGCCCAGGUUAGUAAAGUUCAAGGCGGCACUCCUACCUCAGGUACUGUAGUGCUAGGAUUGCAGAUGGGAGCCGCCUUGAUUGGCUUCCACACACACUUUUAGUACAUGAGUGCAUACCAUUGCUAGAGUGAAGGCCAGACAACUUUGUGGAGUUUAAUUUUCCUUCCACCUUUACAUGGACCCUACAACUAGAACUCGGCUUGUUCAGCUUAUAUGGCAAGGACUUUACCCAGUGGACAGUCUUGCAAGGCCCUCUUUGUUUUUGAAACAGGGUCUUAUUGUAGCCCAGGCUAUUUUCAAACUAACUGUGCAGUGGAAGAU